Messenger RNA from Scheffersomyces amazonensis, 1499 nucleotides. RefSeq lists its product as uncharacterized. Lineage: Eukaryota; Fungi; Ascomycota; Pichiomycetes; Serinales; Debaryomycetaceae. Gene Ontology annotation, biological process: nucleophagy; autophagosome assembly; autophagy of mitochondrion. Gene Ontology annotation, cellular component: phagophore assembly site; cytosol. The record is from RefSeq and is a predicted model, not a curated record. Gene Ontology annotation, molecular function: Atg8-family ligase activity. The coding region runs from base 295 to 1281 and encodes 328 amino acids. The transcript has a single exon.
GUCGAAAUAACAAAGAAACUCUAUAAUUAAAACCCAUCAAAUAUAAAAAUUGAAACACACAAUGUCAUAACCUACUCAAGCAUUACACAAGUCUUUACUAACCACAACAAUAGGAUAACCAGUAACAAAUAACCAGUAACUAGCACGUUGUAUGUAACAAGUUAAUUAAUUAACUAACUACCAUUUGGUAGCCCAGACUUAGGCCAGCGCACGACCACUCGGUCUAAAGCAAGUUUAAAAUCCCUAUAAUUCCACCUUAGAACAUGAUAUAAAUCCUUAGUAAUUCAUACCAAAAUGCUGCUGUUAAGAUCAAGAUUGUCAAGCUUAAGAGACUACAUCACUCCCAUUAAUAAUACUUCUAAUUUCUCUAGUACUGGAGAAAUUAGCCCCUCUGAAUUCGUACUAGCGUGUGAUUACCUAAUCUCUAGAUUCCCAACUUGGUAUUGGGGGCCAUGUCCAGAGAAUUUAAAGAAAGGAUUUUUGCCAUCAGAUAAGCAAUUUUUGAUGACUAAACAUGUACCGAGCCAUGUUAGAGCCAAUGAAUAUUUAAGUAAUGGACUGGAAGAUAUUAAUUUAGACUUUGAAGAGGAAGAAGAGAUAAAUGAUGAAGACGAUGAUAGUAAUGAUGGCUGGACCAAGACCAGAAGUGUUAUUAAGAAGAAGACAAAUGAUACCAAAGAAGAAGAUGUUGCUAAUUCUGCCACUGGACCAUUAACCAAAUCUAAUUCUAUUGAUGAUAUAGAUGAUUUCUUAGAGAAUGAUGAUGAAGACAAUGCAGAUUUUGAUAAUAUCGAGGAUGAUGACUUUGAUGACCUUGAAUAUAUCUCAGACUCUAAGCAAACCUUAAGAAGAUAUGAUAUCUACAUUACUUAUUCAACAUCUUAUCGUGUUCCUAAAUUAUACUUAGUAGGGUAUAACUCAAAUGGGAUCCCCCUUACUCCCAAACAAAUGAUGGAAGAUAUAAGUGGUGAUUAUAAGGAUAAAACAGCCACUAUUGAGAAUUUGCCAGUAGCUUAUAAUACAACAUCUGUCAUGAUUCAUCCAUGUCGUCAUGCAUCUGUUAUGAAAGUAUUCAUGAAGCAUUCAAAAUCCAACAAGGAAAAGAAGGAAGCCGAGUUGGCCGAUAAGUUAAAACAAUUAGAUCUCGAUUCCGAUCCUUCUAGUAAUACGGAUGAGGAAGAAACAGGUAUUCGAGUAGAUCAAUAUUUGAUUACAUUCUUAAAGUUCAUGUCCAGUGUCAUUCCUGGUAUUGAAUACGACUUUACAGGUGAUGCAUUAUAGAUAAGAUUCAAUACAAGCAUCAAAGCGGUUAAACUGCUAGACAGUCCAGCUUACUAAAGAAGAGUCAACCAAUUCAAACCUUUCUAUACCUCAUCCUCUAUUUACUUCUUAUUUAGUUCUCCUAAGUUACUAUAUCCUUAUUAUUAUUAGUCUUAGUCUUAUUUAUUACAUAGCCUUUAUAGAUUAGAGUGUUAAUUAUAUUUUAUAUGUAAAAGCCG